Entelurus aequoreus (snake pipefish) is the source of this 1193-nucleotide messenger RNA. It is a transcript of the gene ndufb6, whose product is annotated as NADH:ubiquinone oxidoreductase subunit B. Gene Ontology annotation, biological process: mitochondrial electron transport, NADH to ubiquinone; mitochondrial ATP synthesis coupled electron transport. The record is from RefSeq and is a predicted model, not a curated record. Lineage: Eukaryota; Metazoa; Chordata; Actinopteri; Syngnathiformes; Syngnathidae.
AUUCUCAGAGCAGCUGAAACACAAAAAUAUCACUUCCGGUUUGUGAACUACGUCCUCCAUGGUGUCAUUGUAGCUUUUGGCCGAGGUUGAACUCCCAAUAACUGAUAGAAAAUGUCUGGCUACACUCCAGACGAGAAGCUCCGUCUCGCCCAGCUCACCAAGCUCCGCAGGCAGUGGCUGAAGGACCAGGAGCUCAGCGCCAGGGAGCCCGUCGUUGAGGCCAAACCUACUGGUGCGUUGGCUCGGUUCUGGGCAGGCUUUCUUGAACCCAAGACCCUGUGGCGGCUUUACACGUACAAAGCCUAUAAAGGUGGUGUUUUCACGUUAACACGGUUGUUGAUUCCUGCUUGGAUCGUCCACUACUACGUGAAAUACCAUAUUGCACAAAGGCCCUGCAUUGUGGAAUUGAAGCCCAAGCUUUUCCCAGGUGACGUGAUCCUGGAGACGGGCGAACUUGUUCCAGACCUCCCAGAAAGCCAUGGUCAUCACUGACAUGGAAAUGUCAUGAGUAUCUGUUGUAAAAAAACUGUGAAUAUGCCAAUAAAAUUAAAAUAUUAGUAUGUCCUGUUUUUGUAUGAGUCUGUUUCUAGAAGUUGUUGUAAAUAUAACAGAAUUUGAAUCACAUUUUGUUUUUCACAAAGUAUUGCCUCUACUUGAUUCGCUAUUUUGAUUUUUCUUAAUGUUUUCUAUUAUGCAAACCUACUGUUACCUGUUUUUGUGUAUUUGGGAUCUGCAUAAAUGCCUAAAAUUUGAAAUCAAACCAUAGAGGCCUGGUGUUGAUAAAAUAUUGCCUGCUUUCAUACUUCUCCCAAACGAGCCAUUUGGAAUUUGCCCCAUUAGUGAAAUUUUUCUCAAUUGUGACAUUAGCAGAUAUCUCCAUAUAUGGUAGAAAUGUACCCAAAGUGUUUUGUGCGAGUCUGCCACUGUAGUCAAUAACCCCCUAUUUUGCUAUCCCCCAGUUGUGGGGCAGUCUGGCUUGUACAUGCACAUGCAUCCUCAACUGUUGCCAUUUCUAAUACAAAGUAUGUAUAUUUCUAACUUAUAUCUGUCAGUAGACUUGAUAUAGUAGUGCUAAAAACUACAACAUAGCUGGCGGGGAGAAGACUUUGUCAAAGUGUCGAGACACGUAAAUAAAAUCGCUUAUAUGACCCCUUUUUUUUUUUUUUCCUAAAUGGCGCCGCUGUAGUUCCCUC